AGCUGACUGACGCGCGGGCGAGAGACCUUCAAGGAUGGCGGCGUCAGCGGCGCUGAUCCUGCCGGAGAGCCCCAGCAUGAAGAAAGCUGUGCCGCUGAUAAAUUCGAUAGACACGGGAAGAUUCCCACGACUUCUCAGCCGCAUUCUUCAAAAGCUCCACCUGAAGGCCGAGAGCAGUUUCAGUGAAGAAGAAGAAGAAAAACUUCAGGCUGCAUUCUCUCUAGAGAAACAAGAGCUUCACCUGGUUCUGGAGACAAUAUCAUUUGUUUUGGAACAGGCAGUGUAUCACAACGUGAAGCCAGCGGCACUGCAGCAGCAACUAGAGACUAUUCAUCUUACACAAGACAAAGCAGAAGCAUUUGCCAGUGCUUGGUCGGCUAUGGGUCAAGAAACGGUUGAGAAGUUCAGACAGAGGAUCCUGGGCCCUCACAAGCUAGAGACAGUGGGAUGGCAGCUUAACCUGCAAAUGGCUCACUCGGCUCAAGCGAAGCUGCAGUCUCCCCAGGCCCUGUUGCAACUGGAAGUGAGCAAGGAAGACUCCAAGGUUCCUUCUGUGUCUCUUGAUCACAUUCACCCUACUUCCCCAACUCCUAGAUCCACCUCACCACACCCCAGCUAUGCAUCCAGCUUCAUAAGUUUAGCAUGGAGAAGGUUCUAGUGGAAUUCAAUCACAAGGAGUUGUUCGAUUUCUACAACAAGCUGGAGACCAUACAAGCUCAGCUGGAUUCCCUCACAUGAUGUUCUUGAAGACUGACUUCACAUUCCGGCCACCUCACUUGCAUUGAAGAGAGACUGCCCAAGUAUAUUUUCUAGAGGACUCAGUGACUUUAUUCCUACAGAUAAUACAGCUUAUUCCUUCUUAGACAAAUAACAGUGAAGGGAGAUCACACUGGGUUUCUAAUGUACCUUCUUUCCUCACAUGAACCAAGAGCAAGUGUUGAGAAAACUGUUUGAAAAAAGUAAAGAGUGAAUGCCAUACUGGUUUUUCUGUCAGAUUGCUUUCAGGGAUCAAUGAAGGUCUGAAGGCAGAAGGCAUGAUGGAUGCCUUAGCAGAAUAUGGAACCUUACCCAUUACAGUAAUUAAUUAGGGAAGCAGCCACAGGCCAUCAUAUGUUUUGGCACUUGUCCUACAACUUUAUUUUGCUUAAGUUUUACUGCAAGGAAGAAAUCUAACAUGGUGCCAGUGUGCUAUAAAUUAAUCCCACGGUGCCUCCUCUUGACUCCCCCCUAAAUGUUUCUGACUUUAAUGACUUAAAAAUCAUUUAGGUUUACAUAUACCUCUGCAAAUUAAUAACAGUGCACUUCUCAGUGUUUCAGAUCGUGAAUGAAAACUUUACCUGGAAUGAGUAUGACAUGGGAAUCUUACAUUUUAAAUCAGAAACUUUUUGCAUUCUCCUUUUAUGGAUAUGUUCAUUGGUUUCAGUCAAUAAAAAAUUUCUACUUUAGAAUUGUUUAAA
Grammomys surdaster is the source of this 1457-nucleotide messenger RNA. It is a transcript of the gene Commd10, whose product is annotated as COMM domain containing 10. The transcript is spliced from 8 exons. Bases 35 to 658 code for a protein of 207 amino acids. NCBI's taxonomy places the organism in Eukaryota, Metazoa, Chordata, Mammalia, Rodentia, Muridae. The record is from RefSeq and is a predicted model, not a curated record.